This is a messenger RNA of Peronospora matthiolae, 3882 nucleotides long. NCBI's taxonomy places the organism in Eukaryota, Oomycota, Peronosporomycetes, Peronosporales, Peronosporaceae. The record is from the annotation of a GenBank genome assembly.
AUGGAGUCCACCGCGCCGUUUGUGGAAGUGGGUACACCCAAGCACGUCCAAGGGAUCGAUCGUCUCGACGUUGCCUUCCACGGCCUCAAACACUGCGACACGGAGACGGGAAGCAAGGACAGCGAAGCACUGGAAGGCCAAGUCGUGACCAUGUCGGAGCUCUUUGCCUACGCGGACAAUUUCGACAAGCUCCUGAUGGUCCUGGGCGCCAUUGGAGCGUUGACUGCCGGCGUGGCUCAGCCGCUUCAGAUUGUGCUCUUUGGAGACGUGGUCAAUACGUUUAACCCCUCGGACGUUGACGUGGAUAUCGAGGGCGAGAUCGGCACUGUCGCGCUGUACUUUGUCUACGUCGGCAUUGCGGUCUUUAUCGCCGGGAGUUUCCAAGUCGCGUGCUGGACCAUCACUGCUUCGCGUCAAGCGAAGCGCAUCCGAAGCGAGUACGUGAGCGCGAUUUUGACGAAAGAAAUUGGCUGGUUUGACGUGAACGAGCCCAUGGAAUUGGCUUCACGUGUCGCUGAAGCGACGGUCACGAUCCAAGAAGGUAUGGGUCGGAAAGUCGGAGAUGGGCUCAAUUUCUUUUCGAUGGCGGUCUCAGGCAUCAUCAUUGGACUCGUGAAAGGCUGGCAACUUGCACUGAUCCUGCUUGCCUUUACUCCGUUCAUUGCCGUGACGGCGUUCUUGGCCAUGAAAGUGCUCUCGACCGCCACGCAAGCUGGACUCUCGUCGUACGGUAAAGCUGGUGCUGUGGCCCAGGAAGCACUGAGUAAUGUGCGCACGGUGCACAUGUUCAACGCGAUUGGCCACUUUGUUGCCAAGUACGAUGAGGCAUUGAGCCUGUCGACGACGGCAGGGAUAAAGAAGGGGUAUGCUGUUGGAUGGGGCACUGGACUCAUGUUUGGCACGGUCUUUUGCACGUAUGCAGGUGGCAUGUACUUUGGUGCGCUUAUGGUCGCUAAUGAUAAUCUCGAUGGCAACACAUGUACUGGCUACAACUGUUACGACGGCGGGAGAGUGCUCACGGUAUUCUUUGCUAUUAUCAUGGGCGCCAUGGCGCUCGGACAAGCUGCCCCAAGCGUCGAGGCGAUCACAUCUGCGCGCGCUGCUGCAUUUCCAGUGUUCCAAACGAUCAGACGUCCGUCGCUAAUUGAUCCGAUUAAGGACGAUGGCAAGAAGCUGGACAAGGUUACCGGUCGCAUUGAGAUCGAUCGCGUAUCGUUUGCUUACCCGUCGCGCUCGAACGUGCAAGUGUGCAGUAACUACUCGCUCACGAUUUCACCCGGAGAGACCACAGCUCUUGUCGGCCCUAGCGGCAGUGGCAAGAGCACGAUUGUAUCGCUGCUUGAGCGUUUCUACGAUCCGUUGAGUGGUUUGGUGACAAUUGAUGGUGUGGAUUUGCGAACGCUGAACGUGAGAUGGUUGCGCUCACAGAUUGGAUUAGUAGGUCAGGAGCCAUCGCUUUUUGCGACGUCGAUCAUGGAGAAUAUUCGUUAUGGAUGCCCUUCAGCUACGGAUGAAGAGGUGAUUGAGGCAGCGAAGAUGGCGAAUGCGGACAGUUUUAUCAAGGACUUUCCCCAGGGAUAUCAGACAGAAGUGGGUGAGCGCGGUGCUCAACUCUCGGGCGGACAGAAACAACGGAUUGCUAUUGCUCGUGCGAUAAUUAAGAAUCCUCCGAUUUUGCUGUUGGACGAAGCUACCAGCGCACUGGACACAGAGAGUGAACGCAUUGUGCAAGCAUCGCUAGACCGGCUACUUGCGAACUCGAACCGAACGACGAUUAUUGUUGCUCACCGGCUGUCCACCAUUCGCAAUGCCAAUCGUAUCGCAGUCCACAGCGGCGGUGCGAUUGUCGAGAUUGGCUCGCAUGAUGAAUUGAUGAAGCUGGACAAUGGACACUACCGCCUCCUGGUUCAGGCUCAGGACCGCGUGUCGAGCGAGGAGAAAGAAAAAAGCGCUGAUGGAGUUGUCACGGUAGAAAGCACGGAAUCACCUGAUGAUCCGCAUCUGCGCUCUGGUCGGUCAUCGCGACGAUCGGUGACCCGACAGAGUAAUUCAAGGAAGGAAGGCGGCGGUGACACGGUGGAUGAAGAUGAAAUCGGUGAUGUUGAUCUUCCUCCGGUCUCGAUGGCCCGAGUUUGGAAGAUGUCGGCACCAGAAUGGAAGUACAUGCUUGUCGGCUCUCUCGGCGCGGUUGCGAACGCUUCGGUCUUCCCGGUAUGGGGAGUUUUGUUGGUAAAUGUCACUGUGCUCUUUUUCAAACUUGACUACACCAAGGACGAGAUGAUGGACGAAGCGCGGUGGUGGGCACUUGGCUUUGUCGGCCUGGGAUUCACGUUUGCAUGCUCGAUUACCUUGCAACACUAUGGCUUUGCUGUGGUCUCGCAAAACCUCGUCACUCGUGUGCGAUCGGCCACCUUCAGGUCGAUGCUGCACCAAGAAAUCGGUUGGUUCGACUUGGAUGAGAACUCGUCUGGUGCGCUUGUGUCCCGUUUGGCAACCGACUCUGCAAUUUUGCAGGCCAUGACUUCCGAGACGCUCAAUCGAGGGUUGGUGAACCUCACCACGAUCGUCAUUGCUUUCUCAAUCGCGUUCUUUUACAGCUGGCAGAUGACCCUCAUCUUGCUGGCAGCCUUUCCCGUGCUCAUUGCAUCCUCGUUUAUUCAGGCCCAGCGCAUGGGGGGUACAUCUGGUAAUAAGAAGAACAACGAUGCUGACACGGCGGCAGGCUCACUGCUGGCCGAAGCGAUCGGAUCCAUUCGAACGGUAGCUUCAUUCAGCAUGGAGACGGCGCUAAAUACGAUGUACGUGGGCUACUUGAGCAUCUCGAAGGAAGCUGACGUCAAGAUUGGAAUCAUUGGGGGCAUGGCGUUUGGCAUCUCGCAGGGAGCGAUGUUCUUGGUGAUGGCGCUUCUCUUCUACAUCAGCGGUCGCUGGAUUUCGCGCGACAUCAUUACGUUCAAGGAUUUUUUCAUGGUUCUCAUGGUGGUCAUGCUCAGCACGUUUGCGAUCGGGAUGGCUGCCCAAGGCGCAACAGACGGGGCCAAGGCCAAACGGUCGGCCCAGCGCGUGUUCAAAGUCAUCGACCGGAAGCCGCUUAUCGAUGCAACUUCCGGCACGGGCCGUUCGCUCGACCACGUUAAUGGUGACAUCGAGUUCCGCAACGUUGAGUUCACGUAUCCUGCUCGUCCUGACGCCAAGAUCUACAAGAACUAUAGUUUAAAAGUCGCUCGUGGCCAGACUGUCGCGCUCGUGGGCGUCAGUGGAAGCGGCAAGAGCACGGCGAUCUCAUUGCUGGAACGGUUCUAUGACCCCGCUGCUGGUGUGGUUUCACUGGACGGUCACGAUCUCAAGGAGCUGAAUCUGCAGUGGCUGCGCGAGCACGUGUCGCUUGUUAGUCAGGAGCCGGUGCUGUUUGCAGGCACGAUUGCCGACAAUAUCGGACUUGGCAAGCCUUGUGCGACUCGAGAAGAGAUCAUUGAGGCGGCAAAGCAGGCCAACGCGUUUGACUUUAUCAGUAAUUUCCCGAACGGCUUUGACACGGAUGUCGGCGACCGAGGAGCUCAAGUAUCAGGUGGUCAGAAGCAGCGGAUUGCUAUCGCUCGCGCGAUCCUGCGAGACCCGGACGUGUUGCUGCUGGACGAAGCGACGAGUGCUUUGGACAAUGAAAGCGAGCGCGUGGUGCAGGCGUCUCUUGACCGGUUGCUCGCGCUCAAGCAGCGCACGACAAUAAUUGUGGCCCACCGGCUCUCCACUAUUCGCAAUGCGAAUGUCAUUGCGGUAACCUAUGAUGGCGCGAUAGUAGAGCAAGGCACACACGACCAGCUCAUGCUAUUGCCCAAUGGCGUUUACAAAGGUCUCGUGGCGCGCCAGGUGAAUGCGCACUAG